UCGUUCGCUCGCCCAGAUUACUUUGUUCAUAAGUUAUCAUUAUUAUCAGUCGAGACUUCCUAAAACUCUUUCUUCCACCCGAAUCACCACGUCUUCCCAUCCCAACUCCCAGAAAACUAAAAAAUAAAUAAUAUCUAAAAUACUUAAACAUAAAUAAAUUAUAAAUAAUCAAAAUCCAAAAUUAUCAAUCUCCUUUAUCUUUAGAAUCAUUCAAUUCUAACAUUUGCUGAUUUUCGCAGUUAUUAUAGACUUAGGGUUGUGAUGGGAGGGAUUGGAUGGAGAGAAGUGUUAGUUUGUUUGUUUUGCACUGUUACGUUGGCGGAGUCUACUAGCAGAACGUUAUCGGUGUCGCUGGUUGGCAUUGGUGGUGAUCGUUCGUUACUUUACGUUUGGACGAUAUUUAGUGCUGGGUUUUGUGUACUUGUUGCUCUUGUUCUUUCGAUGUAUUUGAUAUUCGAGCAUUUAUCUGCGUAUAACCAACCCGAGGAACAGAAGUUUUUAAUCGGGCUUAUUCUGAUGGUCCCUGUUUAUGCGGUGGAAUCGUUUUUGUCGCUUUAUGAUUCAGAUGCUGCGUUUAACUAUGAAAUAAUACGGGAUUGUUAUGAAGCGUUUGCGUUAUAUUGCUUUGAGAGAUACCUGAUAGCCUGCUUAGGUGGAGAGGAUAAUACUAUUAAGUUCAUGGAAAGUAAAAGCCUGAUCAGUUCUAGCAUCCCCCUGAUAGAAGAAUCAUAUACUUACGGAAUUGUGGAACAUCCUUUUCCAUUGAGUUGCUUGAUGAGAGAGUGGUAUCUUGGUCCUGGUUUCUACCAAGCUGUAAAAAUCGGGAUUGUGCAAUACAUGAUAUUGAAGCUCAUAUGUGGCCUGCUAGCAAUGUUUUUUCAGUUUCUUGGAGUUUAUGGAGAGGGGAAGUUUGAAUGGGGAUAUGCCUAUCCAUACUUAGCCCUGGUUCUUAACUUCAGCCAAAGCUGGGCUUUGUAUUGUCUCGUGCAGUUCUAUUCAGUGAUCAAAGACAAGCUUGCACCAAUUAAACCUUUGGCAAAGUUUCUGACUUUUAAGUCGAUAGUAUUCCUAACAUGGUGGCAAGGUGUCGCUGUUGCAUUUCUUUUUUCGAUGGGAGCUCUUAAAGGGUCCUUAGCACAAGAAUUAAAGACGCGUAUUCAAGAUUAUAUCAUCUGUAUCGAGAUGGCUGUUGCUGCGGUGGUGCAUCUAUAUGUUUUUCCUGCAGUACCUUAUAAACGGGGAGAAAGAUGUGUGCGUAAUGUUGCUGUCAUGGCCGACUAUGCAUCUUUAGGAUCAGAACCUGCUCCAGAUGAGGUCCGAGACUGUGAGAGAACCCCAAAAGUUCGCUUUCCUAAUCAUGAUGACAUAGAGAAGCGCAUGAAGUUACACCAGAGCGUUCGUGAUGUGGUCGUAGGAAGCGGUGAAAUUAUAGUCGAUGACAUGAAGUACACAGUUUCACAUGUUGUGGAGCCAGUUGAAAGGGGAAUAGCAAAAAUAAAUAGAACGUUUCAUGAGAUAUCAAAAAACGUGAAACGACAUGAGGAAAGAAUAAAGAGCUCUAAAGAUGACAGUCAUAUUAUUCCUUUAAAUUCAUGGACUAAAGAGUUUCCUGAAGUGAAUGAUGGUGUUGUAGAAGGCAGUUUUAGUGACAGUGGCGUCUCGGAAGGGAGGCGGCAUCGUUGGCAAUAGGAAAUCUUUCUUAUUCCGACUGCCAAUAGUUUUUGAACAUUCUUAACAUCGUCAACUUAUGUGCUGGGCGGCUAAGGUAUUUGGGUCCAUUACCACUGUAAAGAUGGGUGAUACUUCCAAAUUGCAUUGGAUAGCAGAAUUAAAGUUCUUCAAAGAUUUAACAUAUUGGACACUGAACACCUUGUAUAUAAUUUUAGAGGAGCCUCUUACUUUACUCUUCCUAGGAAUUAAGUUAAUAUAUCACGCAGGAUAAUCUUUUAUUACAACGUAAUUCUGAUGGCCGAUUUAUAGAAUGAGGGCUGUAUAUAAGCAAGUAUAUACGAUGUCAAUAAGAUAGACAAAAUGUAUGUCAUGUAUGAUGAAUUCAUGAUCGUUGUUUUUUAGCUAAAUUAGAAAUUUAGAAGCUACUGUGUUAGAGGAU
Messenger RNA from Erigeron canadensis, 2110 nucleotides. RefSeq names its product protein LAZ1 homolog 1. NCBI's taxonomy places the organism in Eukaryota, Viridiplantae, Streptophyta, Magnoliopsida, Asterales, Asteraceae. The coding region runs from base 262 to 1689 and encodes 475 amino acids. Gene Ontology annotation, molecular function: transporter activity. The record is from RefSeq and is a predicted model, not a curated record. Gene Ontology annotation, biological process: transport. The transcript is spliced from 10 exons.